GUAAAUAAGAAUUUGUUCUUAACUGACUUGCCUAGUUAAAUAAAGGGUAAAUAAAUCAAAAGCUCAGCCACACACACACCGUGACUGGGGCAUGCUGCUGGAAACGUGCACAAAUAUAAGAUAAUCCCCAAUUUCAUAUUAUUUCAUAAUGAACGAAUUUGUAUGCCUGUGAAUGAAAUCUAAAAUUACGUUAGGUAGGGAUGUUUGGUAUUUGUGGUGCGUUGUUCUAGCUGCACUUGCAGAAGCUUGGCUUAUUGUUUCAGAAAUGCGCAGUGUCAUAGUCUGACGUGGUACUACGGCGCCUAUCAGUGUGUUUAUCUCUGACACCUGACGGCGUGUUCCUUUCUCCGUUCCCCUGAUCACGACCACUGCGACUGCAGACCAGCGACUCUCCCGCUUUAUGGAAACCGAGGCUGUGCGCUCUGUCGUGGUCAUGCUACCUCCCAAGAACUGCCUCCCGAGGAACUACAGCUGCAUAGCCGGGUUGUUCGGGAGCUUGACAGCAGACCCGAGAUUAGAAGACGAAGAGGGGAUGGAGCUGAACGGAGCAAGCGAGCCCAUCGACAUGCACCAUGUGGUGGAUGAGAGACCAAGAGGACGGGAAUCCUUCCUCAAACCCCCGCAGAGUCCGAACCUGCGCCGCAGGUGCAAGUCUCUGCCGACCCCCAUAGAGAGAGCGAAGCUUGAGAUCUCCCGCAGCCGGAGUCCCUGCAGCCAGAAAAAGGUCCGUUUCGCCGACUCUCUGGGUCUGGAGCUCACCUCUGUGAAGCACUUUAAUGACACAGACAUGCCCGAUGUGCCGGAGCGCAUAAUGGCGAGAUUCGACAGGGGUCCCCUCCAUCUGAACCCAUUUGACAAGUUCCCCAGGGCACCGACCACCCAGUCAAGUUAUAUGGAGCUGCAAUUCAAGAACCCCGGGACCCUACCAGGCUUUACUGAGAAAGUGAAAGAACUUAAAGUGUUGUUGGAGUGUGCUGAAGCCGACGAGUUCAGUCUGUCGGGCGUCGUGCGGGUUUUGAACAUGGCUUUCGAGAAAAGUGUCUAUUUGAGGUUCUCAAUCAACAACUGGAUAACCUUCAUGGACAGUCUGACAUCAUAUGUCCCCGAAUCAAGCGACGGUGUGACAGACAAAUUCUCCUUUAAGAUAAUCACACCAACGACGUUUCUGGAGAGCGGAGGCACAUUCCAGUUUGCCAUUAGAUACUGCGUUGGUGGAGAUGAGUAUUGGGACAAUAAUAACGGGUUCAACUACAAAGUGCGACGCCACAGGUUUAAGAUUUCCCCACCCCGUGAGUGGGAGGAUGGCUGGAUUCACUUCAUCUAACCUGCAUGCGCCCUUGGCGUUCUCACCGGUGCACUGUGUGUGUAAAGCACGCAAUCUCUCCACGGGCACCACUUUACCAUAAUGAAGAAUAGGGCUACCAUAGGCUAUAGCCUCUACACAUUGUGUUAAUGAUCCAACCGCCGUGUCCAGCUGUACACUCAGUCAUUUUUUACAUUGUUUGGGUUAUGAUUUUUUUCACCACCGUCACAUUGGUUUUGUUUCAUGUCAUUAUGUUUGACAGAUUUGACAGGAUUGAAAGACAAGCCCUUCAUUAUGUGUCCGCCGUAGGAGGUAAAUCUGCUGUAUGAUAAUUAGCCUUGGUGUUGGGGACUCUGUAGUCUUGUGCCCUUUGGUGUGGCCCGACUAUACUCUUAUGUAAUGCAGGGACAUGUGCCAUUGAAAACGUGCCAGGAAUAUACCCCAUUUAAGCGUCACUGUCCCUCUCUAAAACGCAGCGAUGCUCGCUUCAAUCCCCACUUUUGACUAUUUCAUUAAACAUCUUGUGCGAUGUCUUAACUGUCAACGACUGCUUAUACAAAACUGAGGAACAUGGUUAUGAAAAACACUAAGACAGCUUCUCGCCUUCUCUCUGUUUAUUUCCGAUAGCAUGGGACUGUGCUCACGUGCACCCCCCUGUGUACCUGUCAUGCCGGAUUUCAAUCCGAUUCUCUCAUCUGAAAACUCCAGCGGAUGGAGCAGGCCGAAGCUCAGUCACAACAAUAUUCGCACUGGAUCAACAAAGGAAAUAUUAAAUUGUCAUUUGUUUGACCAAUUCCUCAUAUUUUCAUCUUAUUGGAUAUGCCUUAUAAUACCCCUUAUAACUAAAGGGGAACUCUGCUGUGCUUUUAUCUUGAUCAAUAUUGGGUGUAUUCAGUUUUAUAACUAUUUGAACAUUAAUAUUUCAAUGUUGGGGUAAUGAUUAAACCCUCUCUAUAGCACUGCUCAACGAGAUGAUGUUAGAAAAAGGAAAUCAUCCCACGAGCUUUGUUCGCAGGUUAUAAAUGCACCAUAAUUUUUUCUCCAGAUGAUGGUAACCAAUAGCAGGAGAGUAGACUGUGGGUCAGAGUGGAGCCCUACUGUCUAGCAGUAGGUUAGCCUAUUAGGAUGCUCUGGUAUAACCCUCAAACAUGUUACAUAAUAAUAUGUGGAUAUUUACCACUCUAAAAUGCCAAAUAAUGCAUAUGCUAUAUGCAUUAUUUUAAACUAGAGGACAUGUAUAUUUGACAAAAAAAACUGUUGUACAGAAUUUUUUUGUACGGGAUCUUAUGCUAGAUUUUUCUCUGCAGUGCAGUCUGCAUGUAUCGGACAGGUGAUAUUUUACAACAUUCCUGUUGUUACACUCUUGAUCUCAACCAGUCACAAUAAUUCACCAGGUGUCUUGUAAACAAUAGUUGAGGAUACCUCUAACCCUAAGGUCCACUGCAGAGUCAGUCACCACUGCCUCACCCAUACAGUAUCUCUACCUUCUUCAAGGUUGAGCGUUAAUGACAAAAUCCACACGCAUAUCACUCCAUUUUAUAACUGUUAUUACACAAUGAUAAAUUACAGAGACAGAUACUGUUGGACUUUUGUUUCUGUUCCUUGUUGGACCUGAAAUGCAACUGUUGUGGAAAAUGAUACAUUUACCUCAGAUCGUUUCUAGAGUGCGGACCUGACGAUCUUCCAAAAAUUCCAGGUUUCUCUCCUUUUAUUCAGGUUGAACAAAACAAAACAUUAUUUUUUUAUGAAGUACAGUAGAACCAAAAUAGUCAAACUCAUGCCAUUUUUAAAACACAUCCAGUCCAGUAAAACAGUAGCAUUUCAUUGUCAGUAUUUUGUAAAUAACUUCCACUGUGCAAUGUUGUAUUUUACAGUAGAACUGUGGUGAUGACAGCAUCUGAACUACUUUUAGUAGUUGAUGCUAUUGCACUGGUGCAUCAUGCUGAACUCAUUUGUUGGCACAUUGGCAUCACAUAAUGCAUGUGUCAAACUCAUUCCACUGAGGGCCAAGUGUCGGCGGGUUUUCGCUCCACCCUUGUGCUUGAUUGAUGAAUUAAGGUAAACAAUUAGUAAGGAACUCCUCUCACCUGGUUGUCUUUGACACCCCUGACAUGAGGUGAGGGAGCUCAUUAUGGAUGGAUGUCAAACUAAACUUAGGUUAUGUAGCGCAACAGCCACAUUACACAAACGGUUUAUCUACAUGUGUACUGGAUGUACAGCAUGUUUAAAUGAGAGUUUCUAUUUAUUUGGGUUGUUAUAAUUUGUGGGAGUUUUCUAUGCCAUGAAUGCUUGGAAUGUAUCAAUAUUUUGUUUUGAAUAGGACACCUCUGAGAGAUCAGCAGCUUGGAGAUGUAUCUGUUUAGAAAAUGGAAUGCAUCUCUGAGACUAACAGAUGUAGUUAUGUAAUAUAGUUAGUUACUGUUGUCUGCCUAUGGUGGUCAGUAAGAAAAGCCUGUGUUUACAUGAACCAGGACUUGGCAGCAGCUUGGUCAGAUAAUUCAACCCUUGAGAUUGAAAAUGGAAAAUAGACUACUCAUGUGACCACUGAGCAUGUCCAAAUGACUCAAACAAUUUAGAAGAGAUGUUUGGCUUAUAGCAGAGCUGUUUGGUUUCCAGAGUCCAGCAGUUGGCUCUUUCUAAUAUCUCCAUGGGAAAUCUGUAGAGCCUGGUUGGACCAAAAUAACCUCAAUCACGGUCUCACGUCCACCAUGACAUUAACCAACCUCUAGGGCUGCACGAUAUGGGCAAACAAAUGUAAUAGCGAUUUUUAUUUUUAACAAAUAUGGUUAUUGCGAUUUGACGUGUGAUAAAUAUCAAAAUAUUUGGGUGAACUGUUGGAAUUAUAGAAAUAUAUUGAAUUAAAUUAAGAAGCUAAGUGGAAAGCAGCAUCGUUCUUGUUUGGAACAAUUUGUUGACUGCGUUCACCUGACGGAACAAAAUGCAAAUUUAUAGUCAAUCAUCUAACAGCGAGGGGGAGGAACUGUGCUGCUUGAGUGACAGGGGCGAGGCUUAGUGUGUGUGGGAAGCAGCCACAAGAUGCAAAAAAAACUGAGUUAAAACCGAAAGUUACUCACGGCUGAGAUGCAUUUCAAAAUAUUGCAUAUGAUAUGGAUCUCUUGCGAUAUGGAUAUGAUUUUGAUGUGAAUUCGAUUAAUUGUGCAGCCCUCUCUUGAGUUGAGACAUGACCAUUGGUUGACAACUGGUUGGCCUCACUGUGUUCAGAAGCAUGCUAGUCUGUGCAGUCAGUGAGUUCCACACACACGGCAGCUGUAUCUCCACAAAGACUACUGUGGUUAACAAGAUGUCACGCCUUGUCAGAGAUUGUUUUAUGUUCUUAAGUCUGAUGAAAUAUGAUGGUUAUUUUUCCUCAUGUACCUUUUGCUUAUGAUUUCUGUUAACUGUAAAAAUUCUCUCAAUAAGUGUACAUGUAGUACAGUAUGAUUUCACUCAUGAAUUGUUUCAAUCAAAACAUUUCACUGUGAAUAUGUCAUGGAGGUAAAGAUGAUUUAUAGGGGAAGGAUGAAAGGCUUCCAGAAACAGACCGUAUGGGGUGAAUAUGUCAUGGAGGUAAAGAUGAUUUAUAGGGGAAGGAUGAAAGGCUUCCAGAAACAGACCGUAUGGGGUGAAUAUGUCAUGGAGGGAAAGAUGAUUUAUAGGGGAAGGAUGAAAGGCUUCCAGAAACAGACCGUAUGGGGUGAAUAUGUCAUGGAGGUAAAGAUGUUUUAUAGGGGAAGGAUGAAAGGCUUCCAGAAACAGACCGUAUGGGGUGAAUAUGUCAUGGAGGUAAAGAUGAUUUAUAGGGGAAGGAUGAAAGGCUUCCAGAAACAGACCGUAUGGGGUGAAUAUGUCAUGGAGGUAAAGAUGUUUUAUAGGGGAAGGAUGAAAGGCUUCCAGAAACAGACCGUAUGGGGUGAAUAUGUCAUGGAGGUAAAGAUGAUUUAUAGGGGAAGGAUGAAAGGCUUCCAGAAACAGACCGUAUGGGGUGAAUAUGUCAUGGAGGUAAAGAUGAUUUAUAGGGGAAGGAUGAAAGGCUUCCAGAAACAGACCGUAUGGGGUGAAUAUGUCAUGGAGGGAAAGAUGAUUUAUAGGGGAAGGAUGAAAGGCUUCCAGAAACAGACCGUAUGGGGUGAAUAUGUCAUGGAGGUAAAGAUGUUUUAUAGGGGAAGGAUGAAAGGCUUCCAGAAACAGACCGUAUGGGGUGAAUAUGUCAUGGAGGUAAAGAUGAUUUAUAGGGGAAGGAUGAAAGGCUUCCAGAAACAGACCGUAUGGGGUGAAUAUGUCAUGGAGGGAAAGAUGAUUUAUAGGGGAAGGAUGAAAGGCUUCCAGAAACAGACCGUAUGGGGUGAAUAUGUCAUGGAGGUAAAGAUGUUUUAUAGGGGAAGGAUGAAAGGCUUCCAGAAACAGACCGUAUAGGGUUUGUCAACACAACAUGAGCUAUAUGAAUCACUCCAAUAUUUUGGUAUCACUCUGCGCCGGAGGGAUACAUCCGAGGUGAGGAUUUACAGAUUUACUCCCAUGUACACAUGUGUCAUGGCUGGGGUCCGCCCCUAUAGAUAGACUCCAUGGCGGUGUCACACAUUCUCUACAUCAUUUGAGGCCCCUCUAGGACCGUAGAGGAUUGGAGUGAUCCAUAUAGCUCACAUAACCGUGGUUACAUACGUAACCUUCGUUAUGUUUCACUAUAUUGGAUCACUCUAAUAUAUUGCUAUACGCGUACCAGAUUAGUCUGUGCUAGAGGGACCUGGCCAGCCAGCGGCAAAGUCCCAGCGCAGGACUGGGGACCUCAGUCCACCCUGAUGGUUGAUGUAAGCCACCAAUGCGGUGUUGUCUGUUCUCACCAGGAGAUGUCUUCCUUUCAGAUGUGGAAGGAAAGACCGCAGGGCUAUGGAGUCGUAGUGUAAAGUUAACAAAACACAAGCAUGACAAACCACGGGCAGAAGACAGAUCAACCGUGCGCAGCAAGUGGAGCACUCAAGAGGGGCUGCUCCAGGCUGCAAAACAGCCAGUGAGUAUACUUCCACGCAAGAUAUUACACUUACCAAGCGAACUUCAGAAAGUUUGUACCUCAAACCAUACGGACGUCCGCUGAGAAAAUGAAAGAGAACUUGUCACGGCCAUGGGGUCUAUAUAUAGGGGCGGACCCCAGCCGUGACACAGGUGAUCACAGGAGUAAAUCUGUAAAUCCUCACCUCGGAUGUAUCCCUCCGCCGCGGAGUGAUACCAAUAAAUUAGAGUGAUCCAAUAUAGGGAAAUAUAAUCAAAUUUUAUGAGCACUCGCUGAUGUUUAUCUCUUUUUUAUGUGUUGCAUAUUGAAUGUCUUUCUGCUACCAUAUUAUGUCGUAUAAUAGCAUUUCAAAACCAGGAUUGCAAGCGGUGGAUGGAUACCCAACUCAGAACUACAAAGUAAUCUAAAAACAAUCUGAACAAAAUAGAAUUUCAGGAAAUUUCCUUUAAAACUGUGGUACGUCACUGAACCUUAAGCCAAAAUUUGGGUGGGGUACCAGGAAUGAUAGGGUUAUUGUAUAAGGUGUAACUAAAGAUGGUUCCAUUGCCUUAUGUUUAGAGUUCAUACUGAAAUGAACACAUAAGAGGUCUGAGCUGUGAAGGGAUGUUAUGGUAGGUUGUUCAACAUGUGAUAAUAGGUCGAGCAGUCAAAUCAUACUGGACAGUAUGUACUGUGGCUAAGCUGAGGGGGUCUUUAGGCUAAAGAGUCGCAUUCAUGCCACUAAAGACAACAUACACUUCGGAGUAUCUGAAACGUCUGAAAGGAGUGACUAAUGAUUGUAAUUUUGAGCUACUCAAAGUGCAUAGUGCACUUUGAGUAGAAAAGUAGGAAAGCUAGGGAAAGCGGUAUGGUUUGGUUUGAUAUGCCUCUUCCGACUUUACAUGUAUUCCUGUGAAUUGCUACUCACCAAGAUGUUCUCCAUCCCCAGUCAUGUUUGAUAUGCCUCUUCCGACUUUACAUGUAUUCCUGUGAAUUGCUACUCACCAAGAUGUUCUCCAUCCCCAGUCAUGUUUGAUAUGCCUCUUCCGACUUUACAUGUAUUCCUGUGAAUUGCUACUCACCAAGAUGUUCUCCAUCCCCAGUCAUGUUUGAUACACAGCCUUCUCUCUCACUGUGAAAUGUUAAACACCUGAAAUAGGUUAAAUCAAGUUUGUUUUACUCAUAUGUGGAGUGGAGGAAGUGAAUUUCCCUUGGUUUGACCUAUAAGGUUAUCAGUAUUCGUCUUUUGAACCUAUGCAAACCUUCGUACUGCAAUCCAUCAUCUGUCUGUGUUGUUGUGUCUUGGUGUCUGGCGUGUUGUUUGGAGCUAAUGUUUAUCACUGUAUUCUGGCUGUUUGCAUGCACGGCGGAAGUACCCCUGUUAUUUUUAUGGUGAGUUUGUAAUCUAGCCUAUAUUUUAUUAAAACAAUGACAAUAAAGGCCUUUGUGAUGGGAAA
Molecule: messenger RNA, 7744 nt
Organism: Oncorhynchus tshawytscha (Chinook salmon)
Lineage: Eukaryota; Metazoa; Chordata; Actinopteri; Salmoniformes; Salmonidae
Product: protein phosphatase 1 regulatory subunit 3E
Exons: 2
Coding region: 401-1324 (307 amino acids)
Biological process (GO): regulation of glycogen biosynthetic process
Cellular component (GO): protein phosphatase type 1 complex
Molecular function (GO): glycogen binding; protein phosphatase 1 binding
Source: RefSeq, a predicted model, not a curated record